UCCUUUGGUUGUGGUCCAGCUUCAACAUGGUCCAGCCAUUAAAUUUGAAAUUUACCAAUGUGCAAUGCGAGGUGUUGGACAAAUCUUUGGGAUCUUUUGAAAAAUGCUUUUUAAAGGCAUUGGGUAGACAUAAUGUGAGCUUUGAUAUGCAUCUGAAAAUGUACCAACUACCCAUUAAAAGUUUUAUGUGGCAUGCUCAACUUCUACACCGGGGCAAUGGUUUUAGACCCCUUCUUUACAACAACACCAUGGAUUUUUGCCUCUUUAUGAAGAAUCCCAAACGCUGGAUGUUCUGGAAAAUUAUAUGGGAAGCCAUUUUGCCAUAUACAAAUUUAAAUCACACUUGUCCCUUGAAUCAUGAUGUCAUUAUCAAGGGAUUAAUUCUUCAAAUGGAUAUGAUAAAACUGAUACCCUUUCCCCCGAAUACCUAUAUGCUAAAAUUACGAUUUUUUAACGCCAAUACCGAAGGAGUUGAAGUUCGUGUUAGCAUUGAACAUUACUAA
This is a messenger RNA of Stomoxys calcitrans (stable fly), 503 nucleotides long. RefSeq lists its product as uncharacterized. NCBI's taxonomy places the organism in Eukaryota, Metazoa, Arthropoda, Insecta, Diptera, Muscidae. The record is from RefSeq and is a predicted model, not a curated record. The coding region runs from base 27 to 503 and encodes 158 amino acids. The transcript is spliced from 3 exons.